AUGGCCUGGAGUAAGGUACCUCUGCUCUUGCAUGGAUUUCUCCUGCUGGUUCUGUGUAAACCCUCCCUUCAAGGAGGAAUCUACAUACCAGCUGGUGCAGGGGGUGGUCUUGGAACUGGAGCUGGACUUGGUGCUGGAACAGGUCCAGGAGGAGGAUUUGGUGCUGGAAUCGGAAGUGCUGGGGUUGGUCAUGGAGGAGUUGGAACAGGAUUAGGUCCAGGUGGUCUUGGAAUAGGGCCAGGAACUGGAAUCAGACCUGGAACUGGCUUCGGAGGUGGUGGUCCUGGGGGGCAAGGUGCUGGACUGGGUGCUGGAGGCCUUGGGGGAUUUGGGCCUGGUGGUGCAGGGCUUGGUACAGGAGGACUUGGUACUGGUGGAUUAGGCACCGGAGGCCUCGGAACAGGGUCAUUCUUCAAGCCACCUAAAACAGGAGGAUAUGGAGGUUUACCAGGAAUUGGGCCAGGUGGUACAGGUAUUGGUCCUGGAUCACUUGCACCUGGAGGAGUUGGUUCUUUUGGCAUUGGUCCAGGAGGCAUUGGACCAGGAGGAAUAGGACCUGGUGGCAUAGGAUCUGGUAGCAUUGGACCUGGUGGCAUAGGACCUGGUGGCACUGGUACUAUAGGAACUGGACCAGGAAUUGUCAGACCUGGUGCUGGUGUUGGAACUGGAGGCCUUGGAGCAGGUGCUGGUAGCAAACCCCCUAAACCAGGUUAUGGGGGUAUUCCAGGCACUCUUGGAACUGCAGGUCUUGGUGGCCUUGGACUCAGGCCAGGGGGUGCUGGCCUUGGAGGUGUAGUACCGGGUGGCUUUGGUGUUGGUCCUGGAGCUAGUGGCAUUGGCACAGGAAUACCUGGACAAGGUGUAGGCACUGGUGUGGGAGGGUUUGGCCCUGGUGGAGCUGGUCCAAUAGGUGCUGGAAGAGGUGUGGGUGGAAAACCACCCAAAACAGGUUAUGGAGGUCUUGGUGGUCUUGGUGGUUAUGGCCCAGGAGGUGUCAGCACGGGAGGUAUAGGACCUGGUGGCAUCGUCCCUGGCGGCGUUGGACCAGGUGGCAUUGUCCCAGGUGGCGUUGGACCAGGUGGCAUUGUCCCUGGUGGUGUUGGACCAGGUGGCAUUGUCCCAGGUAGAACUGGACAAGGUGGCAUUGUCCCUGGUGGUGUUGGGCCAGGUGUCUUGAGUCCUGGAGCAGGCAGAAAACCUGGGAAACCAGGUUAUAGUGGGCUUGGGGGUUUUGGAAGCGGACCGUUUGGAACAGGAAGUCUUGGAGCAGGUGCUAUUCCACUUACACCUGGAGGAGCUGGAACAGGCUAUCCAUUAGGUGGUAGCUAUAGUGGAUAUGGUACUUAUCCUGGAGCUGGAACAACUGGUCAGAAACCACCAAAACCAGGAAUUGGUCCAGGCGGCACAGGAUUUAGACCUGGGGGUGCAGGAGUUCUGCCUGGGGGUGUAGGAAUUGGACCGGGUGGCACAGGAAUUGGACCAGGUGGUGCAGGAAUUGGUCCAGGUGGCACAGGAAUUGGACCAGGUGGUGCAGGACUUGGACCAGGUGGUGCAGGAAUUGGUCCAGGUGGCACAGGAAUUGGACCAGGUGGAGCUGGAGUUGGGCCUGGAGGUGUAGGAAUUGGACCUGGUGGCACUGGAACUGGAAUUGGAGGAGCAGGAGUUGCACAUGGUGGAGGAACUGGAACUGGGACAGGUGCGGGGGGGAAAGUCGGAAAGAUUGGGAAGGCACCAGUGCCAGGUAUUGGGAUUCCUGGGCUAUACCAAGGGGGUAUAGUUCCUGGACAAGGUUUUGGCGGUAGAGGCAUUCUGCCAGGUGUAGCCACUGGAUCUCAAACUGGGCAGCUUGGUCAAGGUGCGCUUGGAGCUAAUGGAGGUCGUGGAGGAUUUGGUCAACAAAUACCAGGCGUGUUCCGUGGAUAUCCUCUUAUAUCACCAAAGUCUGGAGGUACAAGCACUGCAAAGUCUCAGGCUAAAGCUGCCAAGUACGGGGCUGGUGGUGUUCCGGGUCUCGGUGGUGGGCUUGGUAUAGGAGGUAUACCUGGUGCAGGUGGUAUACCAGGUGCAGGUGGUGUUCCAGGCAUAGGUGGUGUACCUGGUGCAGGUGGUUUGCCAGGAUUAGGUGGUAUUCCAGGUGCUGGAGUCAUUCCUGGAGCUAGCGGUGGAACUCCUGGUGUCCUAUAUCCAGGAGCUGGUGGUUCCUAUCCUUGGGGAACUGGGGCAAAAGCUCGAAAGUAUGCUUCCGGGAUAGGAUCUGGUGGACUUCCUGGUUCUGGUUUGGGAGUGGGUGGUCUUGGAGCUGGAGGACUUCCUGGUUCUGGUUUGGGAGUGGGUGGCCUUGGAGCUGGAGGACUUCCUGGUUCUGGUUUGGGAGUGGGUGGUCUUGGAGCUGGAGGACUUCCUGGUUCUGGUUUGGGAGUGGGUGGCCUUGGAGCUGGAGGACUUCCUGGUUCUGGUUUGGGAGUUGGUGGUCUUGGCACUGGUGGUAUCCCUGGACCUGGAGUUGGUCCUGAAGGAUAUGCUGCAGCCAAAGCAAGAAAAUAUGCUCAGCUUGGACGUCCUGGUGGGACUUUAGGUACAGGAGUUGGAGGGCUACCUGGAGGUGGACUUGGUGGUUUACCAGGUGGAGGAGCUGGUGGACUGCCUGGUGGUGGAGUUGGUGGACUGCCUGGUGGAGGAGCUGGUGGACUGCCUGGUGGUGGAGUUGGUGGACUGCCUGGUGGUGGAGUUGGUGGACUGCCUGGUGGUGGAGUUGGUGGACUGCCUGGUGGUGGAUUUGGUGGACUGCCUGGUGGUGGAUUUGGUGGACUGCCUGGUGGUGGAUUUGGUGGACUGCCUGGUGGUGGAUUUGGUGGUCUUCCUAGCGGUGGUGCUGGAGGACUCCCCGGCUCUGGAACUGGAUAUGCGGAGGCAAAAGCUCGUAAAUAUGGUCUACUUGGUGGAGGUGCUGGUUUAGGUACAGGCACUGGAUUAGCUGCAGGUGUUCCAGGUGGAUUACCAGGCACUGGUGUCAGACCAUUUGGGGCAGGGAUUAUACCAGGAACUGGGGCUGGACAAGGAGGUGUCCCUGGUGUGGGUUUUGGUCCAGGAGGUGUACCCGGUGGUGGGCUUGGACCUGGUAGUGUUGCUGGAAGUGCAUUUGGACCUGGAGGAUAUGCUGGGGCCAAAGCUCGCAAAUAUGGGCUUACUGGUGGAGCUGGUGGAACGGGAUUGCCUGGAGGUUUAGGAGGGUCUCUUGGUAGUGGAACAGUGUCAGGUGUUGGAGCUGCUGGAGGAACACCAGGUGGAGGACUUGGACCUGGGGGGGCACCAAUUGGCGGUUAUGGACCAGGAGGAGCACCAGUCGGUGGUUACGGACCUGGAGGGGCACCCUUAGGUGGUUAUGGGCCAAGAGGAGUACCUGCUGGAGGAUAUGGGCCUGGCUCUGGAGCAUAUCCAGGUGGACCAAAGGCCCUAAAAUAUGGUCCUGGUGCUAGUGGAGGAGCUCCAGGACUUGGUCUGCAGGGUCAGGUAGGAACCGGUCCAGCAGGAGGAUUUGGCAUGGGGGCAGGGCCAGUUGGUGGUUAUGGUCCAGGGACUGUAGGAGGUCCCGGGUCUGGAUUUGCUGGAGCAGGACUUCCUGGUAGUGCUGUCGGAGCAGGAAGCAGAGGAGGGCUUGGGCCUGGGUAUGGAACAGGUGCUGGAGGAUAUGGACCUGGAUCAAAAGCAGCUAAAUAUGGUUUACCUGGAACUGGAGGUGUCUUGGGAGCAGGAGGUGUACCAGGAACUGGAACAGGAUUGGCAGGAGGUCCUGGCGUUCUGCCUGGAUGGCUUGGAUAUGGAGGGUAUGGAGGAGCACAAAAACCACCUAAAUAUGGACAACCAGCUGGUGGGGCUGGAAGUGUGGGUGGGUCGGUACCAGCAACUGGUGGAACUGGGGCCACAGGAACUGGAAUUGGAACUGGUGGUGUAGGUGGGGCUGGAGGCACACCAGUUUCAGGAACCAAGCCAGACAAAUAUGGCAUCAUAGGAGGAACAGCAAUUCCAGGAAGUACAGCUGCUACCGGCACAGAUCGUGGAGCAGGACCUAAACCUGGAGUUGAUGGAGUGAUUGGCAUUCCUGAUGGUGCAACCCGUGGUGCUGGAGAAGGUCAAGGUGGAACAAAAGCUCCCAAGACUGAAUCUGGCGGACCAAUAGAGGGAUCAGGUGUUACUGGUGGGUCCAUUGAUGCUGAUGGACUUGAUGGGGUUGCUGGGACAGGAAUACCCAUUUUAGCUGGAGAAAAACCAGGCAUCUCUGGAACUGUACCAGGUGGAACCGGAGUGCCACGACCCGAGAGAGUUGGCGAUAGUGGAACACUACCAGGAGCCAAACCACUAAAGCCCCCAGGCAUUGGAGGUGGAGCCAUUGCUGGACGUGGAGAUACCCCAGGCACUAUUGAAGGAGGACUGGGAAGUGUAGGCGGUGGUCCAGGUGGGGUUGGUGGAGGACUGGGAGGAGUUGGUGGAGUUCCAGGAGGAGUAGGUGGAGUUCCAGGGGGAGUUGGUGGAGUUCCUGGUGGAGUUGGUGGAGUUCCAGGUGGUGUUCCAGGAGGAGUUGGUGGUGUUCCAGGUGGAGUUCCAGGAGGAGUUGGUGGUGUUCCAGGUGGAGUUGGUGGAGUUCCUGGUGGAGUUGGUGGAGUUCCAGGAGGAAUUGGAGGAGUUCCUGGUGGAGUUGGUGGAGUUCCAGGAGGAAUUGGAGGAGGAGUUAAACCCCCUAAAGUUUACAGCGGUACAGGUGUAAUUGGAGCUCUUGGAGUUGGAGGUGUAGGUGGAACGGGUCCAGCUGGAACAGGAGGAACUGGACUUCUACCUGGAGGUGGUGGUUUACUACCAGGAGGUUAUGGAGGAGCUGGAGGUUUAGGAGCCGGUGGGAUCCAACCAGGGACCGGCCUCAGGUUCCCCAGUGGGGCUGCAGUGGGCAGCAAACAAGGAAAAGUUUAUGGGGCAGCAGGCACACUUGGUGGGCUUGGAGGCCCAGGCGGAUAUGGAACAGGACCCGGUGGCUAUGGAGGUGGUCCAGGUGGUUAUGGUGGUGGCCCGGGUGGUUAUGGUGGUGGCCCGGGUGGUUAUGGUGGUGGCCCAGGUGGUUAUGGUGGUGGCCCGGGCAGUGCUGGAGGACUUGGAGGGCCUGGAGUUGGUGGGCUUGGUUAUGGUCCUGGCGCAGUAAAACCACCUAAAAGCUAUGGAGGAGCUGGAACAUUGGGUGGAGCUGGAAGAGGAGGAAUUGGUGGAGGUCCUGGAGGUCUUGGAGGUGGUCUAGGAGUAGGACCAGGAGGGGCUGGAGGUCUUGGAGGUGGUCUAGGAGUAGGACCAGGAGGGGCUGGAGGUCUUGGAGGUGGUCUAGGAGUAGGACCAAGAGGUGUUGGUGGAGGUCCUGGAGGAGUUGGAGGACUGGGUGGAGGUUUAGGUGCCAGAUAUCCAGGUGGUGGCCUGGGAGCUGUGAAACCUGGGAAAUCAGGGUAUGGAGGUUUAGGUGCAGCUGGAGGCGUGGGAGGUCUAGGAGGAGGUGCUGGAAGCCGAGUUGGAACCGGCUUUGGCACAGGUGCACUGGGUGGUCAAGGCUAUCAGCCAGGUUAUGGUGGCACUGGUGCAGGGGGACCUGGAAGUGCUCCACUUACACCUCAGCAAUCAAAAGCAGCCAAAUAUGCAGCUCUUCAAGGCUUUCUAGGUGCUGGAGGCUACAGAGGGGGUGCAGGAUGCCAAGGCAAAUACUGCGGAAGAAGGAGGAAGUGAGAAACCAGCUGAUAAAAGUGACCUCAUAAACAAGUGGUGCUACUGCCUGAUCUCAAAUGCACUUUUUUUUACAGUUUAAAAGUGCCUCAUGUAAUAUGUGAGAGAUUUGGACUUACACUAAAGAAUUUUUCAGCCAUAUGAUUAGAUGCGAUGUGAACCUCACAAGGCACUCUUUGCACUGCCUAAACUCCCUUUACUUUACUUAUGUCACUAUACAUACAACAUGAUUGCUUGAUUUUAAAACAAUAAAUAAAUAAAAAAAUAUUUUCAGCCAUUUUACCAUUUAAUGUUCCAUUUUAAAAUUCUGCAGUUCCAGAUGUACAUCUCUUAUGGUCUUAUGGUUUUGCUGCAGUUGCUCACUUACACUUAGUUUGUAUUUAGACACAUGCAAUCUAGGGACGUGUCGCUGCUAUUUCAGGAUCAACUGUGACGGUAGGGGAAGCAGCGUCAUUAGGCUUCAUGUUUUGGCCACCUAUCAUAAAGUAAAGGGAGCCUGUUUUCUUUCUAGCUGUAUGCAUAUGAGUUCAUGAACCCAUAUUUUGUCAUUUCCAGCAUCUUCAGUCAUUCAGAGCGUAGUCACAUGAAGGAACGAGAUCUAGGCUUACCAAUUUUAGUCUUAUAAGAACAAAGUGCUUGUCAUAACUGCAGUAGACAGCAUCUAAGUACUGAGGAUUAUAAGCUGUCUUCAACGAUACCUCAGGAACUUGAAGCAGUUUCUUUUCUAGUAUCCUGACCCUAGUAAAACCUUGUUUUUGUUUGUUUGUUUUAACGUAACUCUUAUUAAAUUAAAAUGUUGAGUUUUUAAGGCUAUCUAUGCUUUUAACCUAACUCGUUUUGGGUUUUUUAAGCAUUGUGUGUUGUGAAUGUUGUAUCUGUGUUUGUAUAAGUGCAACUAUUCAAAUGUGACAUGAAAGUAUGAUAAAGGCAAUUCAUCUAGUGAAUCUUCUCGCAUUGUUUACCUUUGUUCUUCACGUUUAUGCACUUGUUACUUUGUGAAACUCCAACACAUUUUUGUAUGACCUUUGAUUUUAUUUGGGCCUUUUAUCUAUCGUACAUUUUUGAA
This is a messenger RNA of Onychostoma macrolepis, 6817 nucleotides long. It is a transcript of the gene elnb, whose product is annotated as elastin b. The record is from RefSeq and is a predicted model, not a curated record. Bases 1 to 5754 code for a protein of 1917 amino acids. The transcript is spliced from 58 exons. NCBI's taxonomy places the organism in Eukaryota, Metazoa, Chordata, Actinopteri, Cypriniformes, Cyprinidae. Gene Ontology annotation, molecular function: extracellular matrix structural constituent.